AUGGGUGGCGAGAAGACGGUCAGAGUCAAUGCAGACUUGUUCAGUCUGGCUGGGGACAACAAAUAUGCCGCGAUGCUAUCUGACCGUUGGCAAGGAAAAGGAGGUUUGAAGGAUGAUUGCAGUAUGUUCGUCGACUAUUCGCCCAAAGUGUUCAUGCCGCUGAUUGAAUGGCUCCGUUUGAUUAGAGAUUCUGAGCCUGAGAUGACCACACCUGUCAUAAUCGAUCCUCCGCACCUCACUGCAUGGAUUCGCAUGAUGAUAGCGAGCGCUUUCCAUCCGCAAGUGUUCCGAAAAGCCAACUUGACGGGAAAAGACUUGUGUAUGGCUGGCUGCAGCUUGAGGCUUUGCAUAGAAGCAGGUUUGGGGCCUGACUGCUUCCGAAACUAUUUCCCUUGCCACUGGCCCUUCAAGGUGUCGGAACUGAAGGAUAGUGGCUUCACAGCAGCAGAACUCCGUGACGCGGGCUUCACAGAUGUGACUUUACUAGCGAGGGCUGGUUUGAGCACUUCGGAGCUUGAAGCUGCGGGCUUUGACCGACAUGAGGCCGCUGCUUCUGCAGGGUUCACUGCACGCGAGUCCUUUGAGGCGUCCAUUGCUGCAGCAGGUGCAGCAGGCUACGACAGGCCGCCGGUCAAGGCGCCACCGACACUUUGGCCAAAAGGUGGCCCCAAGGGCAUGCGGAUGCAGCCAGGGCUUCCAUUCUUUCUCAAGGGAAAAGGCAAAGGGCCUUUGGGGCCGAUGGGAAUGGGGCCGUCCAUGGGGCCGACCCUCAUACAUGGGGGGUCAGAUUCUCUCUGGGGGCAAUUCUCGCCGAGCUCAUCGCAGUUUCCUCCUCCAACAAAGCCACCACCACCACGGCCCUCAUGGUUGGACGCAAAUUCGGACCACAUGUUUGGCGACUUGUUGGACUCAGAGGGCUCCGGCUGA
Cladocopium goreaui is the source of this 927-nucleotide messenger RNA. Lineage: Eukaryota; Dinophyceae; Suessiales; Symbiodiniaceae. The record is from the annotation of a GenBank genome assembly.